This is a messenger RNA of Hyposmocoma kahamanoa, 1665 nucleotides long. RefSeq lists its product as uncharacterized. The record is from RefSeq and is a predicted model, not a curated record. The transcript has 2 exons. NCBI's taxonomy places the organism in Eukaryota, Metazoa, Arthropoda, Insecta, Lepidoptera, Cosmopterigidae. Bases 82 to 702 code for a protein of 206 amino acids.
AGCCCACACGCCGCGGAAUGUGAUUGACGCCGGUCUAGUGAGAUAAAAUCAUUUUUGCUAAAAAAACAUCGAUUUUUCAAGAUGGUGUACAAGUACAAGCGCAAGACUGAUCGCGCCUCAUGGUCAGAAGAAAACUUGAAGAAAGCUAUGCUUGAGGCUCAAAUAUCUUCAAUUACUGCUUCAAGUAAGAAAUACGGUAUUCCGUAUGCUACUUUAUAUAGACAUUUGCAGAAGGGUUCAGCUAAAAAGAAGCUUGGCCGAUUCGAAACUAUUUUCACGCCCAAGGAAGAAGAAGAUCUUGUAGCUUAUGUUAAGAAAAUGGAUUCUAUCUUCUACGGCUUGACACGAGUAGAAUUUCUUAGAAUAGUUGGAGAAUUUGCUAAAAAGAUUGGCAAAGAGGGUGUUUUCACUGACAAUAUAGCGGGGAAAGGUUGGUUUCAUAAAUUUAGAGCUCGACAUCCUGAGUUGGUACUACGAACGCCAGAACCUACUUCUAUAGCUAGAGUUAAAGGUUUCAACCGUGUUGCUGUGGAAAGAUUUUACUCUCUUUUGGAAGAAACAAUAGAGAAACACAAUAUUAUCCCUGAUAUGAUGUAUAAUGUUGACGAGACUGGAGUGACCACAACAAACCACCGAAGGUUUUGUCAAUUUCUGGCAAAAAGCAAGUUGGGGUUGUCUCCAGCAAGGAACGAGGAGUGCUGACAACAAUUAUAUGUUGCUGCAGCCCUACGGGAACUUUUAUUCCACCUUUUUUCAUUUUUAAACGUAAGAAAUUUGACCAAAGACUACUUGAUGGUGCUCAACCAGGUUCAGAAGCAACAAUCACCGAUAGCGGAUGGGUCAACACUGAAAAGUUUUUAAGCUGGCUUCAUAUUUUUGUUGAAAAAGUCCGUCCCACUGAAGAACGAAAAGCCUUGUUAUUGUUUGACAAUCACGAGUCCCAUAAGAGCUACGCAGUCUUGGAUUAUGCGUCAAAUAACAACGUGAUCUUCCUUUCAAUCCCGCCGCACACCUCACAUCGACUUCAGCCCCUGGACGUGGCAGUCUAUGGACCAAUCAAAAAAUAUUUUGAAAUGGAAGUGAAUACCUUUCAAAAGGCACAUUUAGGACGAAUCAUAAAUCAAUAUGAUGUUGCAAAACUAUUCACAAACGCAUAUUUGAAAGGCGCGACACCUGCAAGUGCCAUUAGCGGCUUUCGUGCCAGUGGCAUAUAUCCAUUCAAUAAGCAAGCAAUCGGAGAAGAACACUUUGCGCCAUCAGAAAUAUAUCAACUUGCUGAACAACCUGGUACUGAAACUUUACCAGAAAAUAUUGUUCAAAGAGAAGAUGUUCCCGUAAGCGAACCGCCCAGCCCUCUUUUUUUAAAUCAGGUUGAGGUUUCUAAGGAACCAGUUCAUGGUAACAUUGUCAUGCAAAUCACAGAGCAACCCAAUUCUCUAUCUCGAAAGAAUCUUGAGCCGGUCCAAGUAAAAAUAAACAAAGAUGUAGAAGACAAGGAUAAACCUAGAGAUUCUGCUUCAAAAUGUAUUGAGCCUAAUGAAACUGACGAUUUGGAAGUUCAAAACAAUAGUAAUAUUUCAAAUAUUGAUAUCCUGCGAGAAAUAAGGCCUAUACCUAAAGAAAUUAACAAAAGAAACAUAAAAGGUCGGAAGCCACAGAGAGCAG